This is a messenger RNA of Cuscuta europaea, 3050 nucleotides long. NCBI's taxonomy places the organism in Eukaryota, Viridiplantae, Streptophyta, Magnoliopsida, Solanales, Convolvulaceae. The record is from the annotation of a GenBank genome assembly.
GACAAACCCUCGUGGCUUAGUCUCUCUUCCUCUUCAUCAUUCUCCGCCCUCUUCCCUUUCAACUUUGUAUCCGGUCAACCUUACGCCAACUAGUGUCUACUCGUGCCGGAGCUUUACUGCGCCCGACGAGAGAUUUCACCCCAGCUUCGGCCUUGUCCAUGCUUCAUAUGGUAAGAAUGAGCCUGAUUCUCAUGGAAGUGGCUCCUCCCAUGCUUCGCCAAUCGUCACUCUAUUGCAGAAAUGGCAGUCGAAACGACCAGUGGAGUCCCUGCUUCGUGAAGAGAUCAUUCUCAGUUUCCUCUUCAGCUAUUAAAUCCUGCUCUGUUCUGAAGAAGACAAAAGGAGAAGAAGUGCGUGUCCGUUUUGCACCAUCUCCUACCGGAAACCUCCACGUUGGAGGAGCAAGAACUGCCCUUUUCAAUUAUCUAUUUGCCAGGUCAAUAAGAGAGCACCAUAUAUUCGGAAAUGGCUAAUUCAGUGUAAAUUGUAAUUGAGCUAUUGUGACAGGUCCAAGGGUGGAAAGUUUAUCCUCCGAAUUGAAGAUACUGACUUGGAAAGAUCUACAAAAGAAUCUGAGGAAGCCGUGCUUUCUGAUCUUUCUUGGCUUGGUCUUAAGUGGGAUGAAGGUCCUGGCAUUGGUGGAAACUAUGGACCAUAUAGGCAGUCUGAGAGGAAUGCACUUUACAAGGAGUAUGCCGAAAAACUUUUACAAUCUGGCCAUGUUUAUCGUUGUUUCUGCUCCAAUGAGUUAUAUGCUUAAAUGUAGUAGGAACUGGAGAAAAUGAAGGAGAAUGCAAAAUUGAAGCAGCUGCCUCCAGUAUAUACAGGAAAGUGGGCAAGAGCCACAGAGGAGGAAGUGCAAGAGGAGAUGAAAAAGGGGACCCCUUAUACAUAUCGGUUUCGAGUACCUAGUAAAGGGAGGCUGAAAAUUGAUGACCUUAUCCGUGGUAAGUUGGAAUCUGGACACUCUUGGGGAUUUUGUUAUCAUGAGAAGUAAUGGACAACCCGUUUACAAUUUUUGUGUCACUGUUGAUGAUGCUACCAUGGCUAUUUCACACGUCAUAAGAGCAGAAGAACAUUUACCCAACACACUAAGACAAGCUUUAAUAUAUAAGUCCCUUGGGUUUCCAAUGCCUUCCUUUGCACAUGUUUCUUUGAUUCUUGCCCCUGAUAGAAGCAAACUCUCAAAACGACAUGGUGCAACUUCAGUGGGUCAGUUCAAGGAGAUGGGUUAUUUACCUCAGGCUAUGGUGAAUUACCUUGCAUUGUUGGGAUGGGGUGAUGGCACUGAAAACGAAUUUUAUACCCUUGAGCAACUAGUUGAAAAAUUUACAAUUGAACGAGUAAAUAAAGGUGGUGCCAUUUUUGACUCAACAAAAUUAAGGUGGAUGAAUGGUCAACAUUUGAGAUCUCUACCAUCAGAAGAGUUAAUAAAAGUCAUUGGUAGCCGCUGGAAGGAUACUGGCAUUCUUACAGAAUCAGGGGGAACUUUUAUACAAGAGGCUGUCAUGCUUUUGAAAGAUGGAAUCGACUUGAUAAACGAUUCAGAGAAAGUUCUUUCGAACUUACUAUGUUAUCCUUUUUAUGAAACCUUGAUGAGUCCUGAAGGAAAAUCAAUUUUGGAUGAUGGGCUUCAUGAAGUCGCCGAUAGCUUGCUAGCUGCCUAUUCUAGUGGUGAGCUCUUCACUGCACUUGAUGAAGGUCAACCUGGGUGGCAAAAGUGGGUAAAGAGCUUCGGUAAAGCACUGAAGCGGAAGGGAAAAUCUCUGUUCAUGCCCCUCAGGGUACUACUAACAGGAAAGCUUCAUGGGCCUGAUAUGGGAUCUAGUAUUGUUUUGCUCUACAAAGCUGGAAAUUCGGGUGCUGUUGCAUCUCAAGUUGGGUUUAUAUCAUUGGAUGAAAGAUUUAAAGUGAUCAGAGAAGUUGAUUGGGAAUCCUUCAGCAAAGAUCCCCCUAUCCAUGAGCCUGCUGACGCAGGUGGGGCCUAGGGCUUAAAGCCCUCGAGGCAAUACCCUAAUGGCAUAAAGCUACAUGCCUGCAAAUAACAGUCUUUUAAUUAUUCUAAUAGUCAGUGCUUUCUUUCUCAAUUAGAAUAGUACCUUGCAAUCUUUAAGGAGAGCAUUCCGGUCCAAGUAGCUAAAUUCUAAAUUCUGGGGUUGGGAUGAAUUCGGUUCUAGACAGGUAGAAAUAGAAUCAAGCACCUGUUUUUUCGGUUCCAGACCAAAGUUGGUAUCCUGAACUGGUCCAAGCUGGUUUCGGUUCCUCUAAAGGAUCUGACAGGUUCCAGUUCAUUUUUUUUUUGAAAAAUACAAGAAAAAAAACAGACCGGAACAGGUUUACCUGAUUAAGGUUCCGGUUCCCCUCUUUAGUCUUUCCCUUACCUGGAACCAGAACUGGUCUGCGUGCAUGCCUGGUCCACAGCUUGGUAAACAUUGAAGUUCGACUCUUUUUCUGACAUUCAAAUUAUUAGUCCUCCCAGCUUGCACUUUUGUUGUGGCAUUGGCUUCAAUAAUCUUAGUGAUAAAUUAUGGCAAAGAAUUUGUGGCUUCAAUAAUCUUAGUGAUAUCCCAAAAAGAACUUCCCUUACCUUUUUUGGCAAAGAAUUUGUGGUUCACAACAAUUCUUACACAUUGUUACGCAUUUUUCUAUCAUUUGCAUAACUCUUCACCACACAAUUUCAACUUUCUUAAUGCGUGUGCCAUUUGUACUAUGGAAGUAAAUUAUGGGAUGGAAGGAGUAUUAGUUAAUGACUUCCACAACCGAUGGGCUACUGUCAUGUACCAACUUGGUCCCACUCAAUAAAGCUAGGUAUCAAAAUAAUUAAGAACGAAGUUAUUUAAAAAUAAUCUAAGUUCAUCCCAUCAAUAUUAAAAUAUUAAAAAUUAAAAAAGUUAUUUUUGUAAAAAUAAAAAACUUUAAAAAAAAGACAAUCUUUAUUAAAAAAUAUAAAAAAAUUAUGCAGGCUUUUCCUGCAGCCUCGGUCAUCACCCAACAAUGUCACCUCCAAUCGGCGAAAAAAUAUCAUUUUAUAUAAAAAUUGUCAUUUUUCU